Messenger RNA from Aphanomyces astaci, 2189 nucleotides. RefSeq lists its product as hypothetical. Gene Ontology annotation, molecular function: calcium-dependent cysteine-type endopeptidase activity. Gene Ontology annotation, cellular component: cytoplasm. Lineage: Eukaryota; Oomycota; Saprolegniomycetes; Saprolegniales; Verrucalvaceae. The transcript has a single exon. Gene Ontology annotation, biological process: proteolysis. The record is from RefSeq and is a predicted model, not a curated record. The coding region runs from base 160 to 2082 and encodes 640 amino acids.
UGGUAGCAGUAAAUAGCUCACUUCAACUUGCCUAUCCAUAUCGACCCAACGACAGCGCGUGCUAGCAACACGGGUUUAGCUUUGGCCCAUGGCAUUUCUUCGGCACAUCAGACUCAGCCUCGCUCAUUCUCCAAUUCCCCGCGCUUGCGCCAAGUAGACAUGACAUCCUCUAUCGCUGCAACCAAGAAACACUCGUUACCGUUUUCCAAGUCGGCCGCGCCGAUCAAGACGCAUCUGAUCGAGAGCCACAAGGUCACCAAGCCUUCGUUGCUGUCCACCGCUUCCCUUUCGAACGCCAUUGCCCGAUGCAAGGAGGAAGUGGCGACGAUCGUCGCCGAAUGCCGCGCCAACAACCGCGUGUUUCGCGACAUUGACUUUGACUUGUCCAACAACGAAGACGACUGCCUCGAGUCGCUCGUCGAGUCGUGGGACGACGCACCGGCCCCCGGGGGUGCCCUUCGCGUGCGCCAGAUCUUCAAGGACCCGACUUUCUGCGACGAAGGGUUCGAUGCCGCCGACAUCAACCAAGGCACGACGGGCAACUGCUGGUUCCUCGCGGCUCUCGCGUCCGUGUGCGGCGUGCCGCGCAUCAUCGAAAACAUCUGCGUGGCACGGGACGAAAAGGUUGGCGUGUACGGAUUCAUCUUCUUCAAGGACGGCGACUGGGAGCAUGUGAUCGUGGACGACCAGUUGUUUGUGACCACGACGGAUUUUGACCAUGCGUUUGAAACGAUGAUUAUCAGGGACAAGAAGGCAUUCAAGGACGUGCUGCGGUCCGACUCGCAAGCGCUGUUCUUUGGCAAGUCGAGCUCGGCGCGCGAGACGUGGCUGCCGCUGCUCGAGAAGGCGUACACCAAGCUCCACGGCGACUACAAGUCGGUGGAAGGCGGGUUCACGGGCGAGGGCAUCGAAGACCUCACGGGGGGGGUCACCACGUCCAUCGAGCUCACCGACAUCUUGGACUACGAUCGGUUCUGGCGCGACGAAUUGAGCCGCACGAACGUCGACACGCUGUUCUCGGCGUCGAUUUGCAAGAAGCACUCGGGCAUGGAGUCGCGAUCUGCGAAUGGGUUGGUGCAUACCCACGCGUACUCGGUGCUCAAGGCCGUGCAAGUGCAGGGCGUCAAGUUGUUGCUGGUGCGCAACCCGUGGGGGCAGCACGAAUGGAAUGGGCGAUGGUCGGACGGGUCCAAGGAGUGGACGCCCGAGUGGAUGGCCGCGCUGGACCACAAGUUUGGCGACGACGGGUCGUUCUGGAUGCAGUUUGAGGACUUUGUGGACGAGUUCACGACCAUCGAGCGCACGCGGCUUUUCGAUGACAAGUGGUUUGUCAACCAAGAGUGGACAGAGUACCAUUCGAGCUGGCCGGCCGCGUGGAGCCACGGGCUGUUCCAGUUCGACUUGACCCACGACGGCCCCGCGAACGUUGUGCUGACCAAGGCAGACGAGCGGUACUUCCAGGGGCUCCAAGGCCCGUUCCACUAUGGCCUCCGCAUGGCCAUCUACCGAAGCGCGGAAGAGGAGGGGGGUCGUCGGGAGUUUGUGGGGCACUUUGUCCAGCGCGCGUUUGGCCGCAGCAUUAGCCUCGAGUUUGCGUCGUUGAAGGCGGGCCAUUACGACGUGGACGUGAUGGUCGUGCGCACCCCCAACGGCGUCGAUCCCGCCCUCGCAGUUGUCAGCUCCACCGGCGCCACCAACCCCGACAAACUGCUCCACAUUUGCCGCCAGUUCAACGCUAGCCGCGCCAAGGCUGUCAACGUGGACCCGACGUUUGACAUUUUGGACUUUGCCCGCGAAACGCAGCUGACGUCGUACGAGUCGGGGGUCGUGGCCAAGCAGAAGGCGGUCAGCCGCCAACUGGCCCGCCAACAAGUGCACGAAGUAGAGGAAGUCGUCGAGGAGGAGCAGGCGCCAGAAGAUGAACCUACUGCCGAGGACGAAGAGGAGGUGGAAGAAGCAGUAGAGGAAGAGGUCGUAGAGGAUGCCGAAGACAAGUUGACGGGCGCCGUGGUCAUCGGGGUUCGCAUCUACACCAAGGAUGCGAAUGCUGUGGUCGGCGUCGUGGUGCAAACCGAAGACUAGAUGGGGCUAAUAAUGGCAUGGGUUAUUGUGGUACAUUGGUGAAAAUAUCGUUGUUGAAGCGAUCGAUACAGUAGGACAUUGAAUGAAAUGCAAAAUGGUGUUGAAAA